Messenger RNA from Mangifera indica (mango), 1831 nucleotides. Its product is annotated as acetylornithine deacetylase-like. Gene Ontology annotation, molecular function: hydrolase activity. Bases 121 to 1434 code for a protein of 437 amino acids. Lineage: Eukaryota; Viridiplantae; Streptophyta; Magnoliopsida; Sapindales; Anacardiaceae. The transcript is spliced from 10 exons. The record is from RefSeq and is a predicted model, not a curated record.
CGGAAUCCAUUAUUAAUAGCAAUAGGUUAAAAACUGCCCACGAUUCUCGAAGCCAGUCGUCACUAUCAACUAAGCCAAUCUAUUGUAGCGUAAAAUUUGUUCAAAUCUCUGCGUUUGCCGAUGGCUUCUCAGCAAGUCAGAGAAAGUCUAGGCACUCUGAGUAAGGACUCAUUCGUUUCUCUCCUCACUAACCUCAUUGGCGAGUCCAAGUUUGUCCAAAACAACCCUCCAGAGUUGAUCCCAGAAGAGGACAGGGUGGUCAAACACGUUCUCGAUGUUCUUCUUCCCUACAGCACUACCAGUGGAGGAGGCCCCUUGCUUAUUAACCAUGUCACAUAUUUUCCCGGUCGAGGAAAUCUUAUUGUGGAGUAUCCAGGAACCGAGCCAGGAAAAGUCCUGUCUUUUGUUGGCAUGCACAUGGAUGUUGUCACUGCUAAUCCUAAUGAUUGGGACUUUGAUCCUUUUACAUUGAGCAUUGAUGGCGAAAAGCUUCGCGGCCGUGGUACUACUGAUUGUUUGGGACACGUUGCUCUAGUGACUGAGCUAAUGAGGAGGUUGGGGGAGACCAAGCCGAGAUUAAAGUCGACUGUGGUGGCAGUGUUCAUAGCUAAUGAAGAGAACUCUGCUAUAACAGGGGUUGGUGUGGAUGCACUUGUGAAAGAUGGGCUUCUCAAUAAACUGAAGGGAGGUCCUCUUUACUGGAUUGACACAGCAGAUAAACAACCUUGCAUCGGUACAGGAGGUAUUAUUCCUUGGAAACUUCAUGUGACUGGGAAGCUUUUUCACAGUGGUCUAGCACAUAAGGCUAUUAAUCCUUUGGAGCUGGCCAUGGAGGCUCUUAAAGAAAUCCAAACAAGAUUUUACAGAGACUUUCCACCUCACCCAAAGGAGCAAGUCUAUGGAUUUGCAACACCAUCAACCAUGAAACCAACCCAAUGGCAUUAUCCAGGAGGUGGUAUUAAUCAAAUUCCUUUUGAGUGUACAGUAUCAGGAGAUGUCAGGUUAACUCCCUUCUACAAUGUAAAAGAUGUGAUGGAGAAACUACAAGAAUACGUGGAUGACAUAAAUGAGAACAUAGAGAAGCUGGAUACAAGGGGUCCAGUUUCAAAAUAUGUUCUACAUGAUGAAAAUAUGAGAGGAAGCCUUACAUUGACUUUUGAUGAGGCGAAUGCUGGAGUUGCUUGUAAUCUUGACUCUCGAGGUUUUCAUGUUCUCUGCAAGGCAACUGAAGAGGCAGUUGGGCAUGUAAAACCUUAUUCAAUCACUGGGAGUUUACCACUCAUUCGAGAACUGCAAGACAAAGGCUUCGAUGUUCAGACUGCAGGCUACGGUUUAAUGUCCACAUACCAUGCCAAGAAUGAGUACUGUCUUCUAUCUGAUAUGUGCCAAGGAUACCAGGUUUUCGUCAGCAUCAUCUCACAGCUAGAAGAUUGACACAAUAAAAUGACAAGGUGGCAAUGGCACCACCAUAUUAUAACCCAUAAACAUGUUUUCUCAACAUAAAACAAUCAGAUACAUCAGAUAAUGUGAAGCUAAGUUUCCAGCUUCAGAAAUUUUCAUUUGUUAUUUAUGAUGUGGUUUUUGUUUUAAUCUUUUGCAACAUAUUGAAACGCAGGUGAGUAGUAAAAAUGGUGCGCGCGCACACACACACUUGUGAUGAAAAUGUAAGUUUUCGUAUAACUGGUGUGUAAGCUUAAUUUUAGUUUAAAAGGUCUGUCUAAGAAACGGCAAUUGUUUACCUUGUAAUGUCCACAUUUUUCUUCGGGGAAAGACUAUUUUCUACCCAAGUUUUACCUAAAUUUCAAUAAUACACUUACAACUUAAACACUCA